Messenger RNA from Ceratotherium simum simum (southern white rhinoceros), 1826 nucleotides. The record is from RefSeq and is a predicted model, not a curated record. Lineage: Eukaryota; Metazoa; Chordata; Mammalia; Perissodactyla; Rhinocerotidae.
AGAAAGCCCAUUGGUCGCUGAGUGCGGCCAGGCACUGCCUCGCGCCUGUGGGGGACGCCACGUGCCGGGGGCGGGAGCAGCGAUCGCAGCUAUGGCGUCGUUACUUUGGGGAGGCGACGCAGGGGCGGCGGAGAGCGAGCGGCUGAACAGCCACUUUUCAAACCUCAUCCACCCCCGGAAGAACCUUCGGGGUAUUAAGACUACUACAGUCCCAAACGUAGAUGGUUCUAUUAAUAACACUGAAGAAGAUGAUGAAGAAGAUGUAGUGGAUUUGGCAGCUAAUUCACUUUUAAAUAAGCUAAUCCGACAAUCCUUAGUAGAAUCCAGUCACCGAGUCGAAGUUUUACAAAAGGAUCCCAGCUCUCCACUCUACUCUGUGAAAACAUUUGAAGAGCUGCGGCUACCCCAGAAUCUCAUAGCCCAGAGCCAGUCUGGAACAGGAAAAACAGCUGCUUUUGUCUUGGCAAUGCUAAGCAGAGUUAAUGCCUUGGAAUUGUUCCCACAGUGCCUCUGCCUGGCUCCUACUUAUGAAUUGGCUCUGCAAACUGGCCAUGUGGUUGAACGGAUGGGAAAAUUCUGUGUGGAUGUUCAAGUGAUGUAUGCCAUUCGAGGCAAUCAAAUUCCCAGAGGCACUGACGUCACCAAACAGAUUGUAAUCGGCACUCCUGGGACUGUCCUAGAUUGGUGUUUCAAGCGAAAGUUAAUUGAUUUGACUAAAAUUCGUGUGUUUGUCCUGGAUGAAGCCGAUGUGAUGAUCGACACGCAAGGAUUCUCGGAUCAAAGCAUCCGUAUUCAAAGAGCUUUAUCCUCCGAAUGCCAGAUGCUCCUCUUUUCAGCGACCUUCGAGGACUCUGUGUGGCAGUUUGCAGAGCGAAUCAUUCCUGACCCUAAUGUUAUCAAGUUACGGAGGGAGGAGCUGACCCUGAACAACAUCCGGCAGUAUUACGUGCUGUGCGAGAGUAGGAAGGACAAGUACCAAGCUCUGUGCAACAUCUAUGGCGGCAUCACCAUUGGCCAGGCCAUCAUCUUCUGCCAGACUCGUCGAAAUGCCAAGUGGUUGACUGUGAAGAUGAUACAGGAUGGCCACCAAGUGUCUUUGUUAAGCGGAGAGCUGACUGUGGAUCAGCGAGCUUCCAUCAUUCAGAGGUUUCGGGAUGGGAAAGAGAAAGUUCUUAUAACGACCAAUGUCUGUGCUCGAGGGAUUGAUGUGAAGCAGGUCACAAUUGUUGUGAACUUUGAUCUCCCCGUAAACCAAGCAGAGGAGCCAGACUAUGAAAUCUACCUCCACCGCAUAGGGCGGACGGGACGCUUUGGGAAGAAAGGCCUUGCCUUCAACAUGAUUGAAGUGGAUAAGCUGCCCCUGCUUAUGAAGAUCCAGGAUCACUUUAACAGCAAUAUUAAUCAACUCGACCCUGAAGAUAUGGAUGAAAUUGAAAAGAUUGAAUAUUGAAGAAAGAACUUUAUUGUUUGUGAACUAUCCUAGUUUAUGUGAGAAUGUCCCAGUGGGUUUUGAAGGUAAUUUUUUAUGUUGAGGCUUUUUCAACGUGAAACUAUUACAUAUUGCAAAACAAAUGUUGUGGUAGCCUUAGUUUUAAGACCUGGGGUCUUUUUGAAACCAAAUUGAUGUGAAGCAUAUGGUCCUUUUGAAUAAAAAAGCAAGAUUAUUUCUUAUUCUCAUCUUUUGACAGGUAAACAUCUUUGUGUGGACCACUGGGAUGUUUUUGGAUUUAGUUUAUAGAAUCUGAGCCGAUUGUGCCUCUUGUGAACAUCUUACAGUGCCACGAGAUGGCAGUAGAACUUUACUGCUUUUUUUGGAAUUUGCGUUA